Molecule: messenger RNA, 3159 nt
Organism: Botrytis sinoallii
Lineage: Eukaryota; Fungi; Ascomycota; Leotiomycetes; Helotiales; Sclerotiniaceae
Exons: 1
Coding region: 1-3159 (1052 amino acids)
Biological process (GO): RNA processing
Molecular function (GO): RNA binding; protein binding
Source: RefSeq, a predicted model, not a curated record
AUGGAACAAUCACCUGUUGGUGAAGAGGAGUGGUUAGCACUCGUAGAUGAGGCUAGCAGAAACGCGAGAGAUCUGGAGCAGCGCAUCAAAGUUGUCGAAUUAUACGAUCGCGCAAUAAGCGCAGAACCUUGGAGCAACCCGCUUUGGUUAGCAAGAUGCGACUGGGUCUUGUCAUUAUACACAGAUUGUCGGGAUCCAGAUGCAGGAUGGCCAGAAGAUGAGCGACUCGCCGGACAGGAACUAUUCUCGUUACAAACAGCGCAGGAUCUUUGGCAGGAAGGCACCGCAGCUACGCAAUUUCGUUUGAACGACAGCCAUGAGCUAUGGAAUAGGUGGAUAACUAUUGAACUGGAAUUGCUUGCGAAGUCUCCUACUCGUGAGCAAGUAGAGCGCGUCCGCAAAAUAUUCUUCGAUCGCCUACAAAUACCACAUGCUAAAUGGGACGAGACUUCUCAAAUGUUCUCGACGUUUCUCACGAAGUAUGACGAGCCCUCUUAUGAAUCGACGAUGGUGCAAGUUACACAGAUGGGUAGCACUGCAAGAUAUUUGUAUGAGCAACGUGAACAGCACGAGCUCAAGCUUCAGCAAGCUGUUACGGCUGGUGAUAAAGAACACAUAGCAUCUGUAAUGAAGGAAUAUCUGGAAUGGGAGACUUUUCAAACAGUGACAAAGCCCAAAAAAGGUUUACCACAGAGCCCGCAAAUUCUCGCAAUUGCCCUCUACGAGCGCGCAUUAGCUUCCACAAUUUUGGGCCGGGAUCCUGGAACUUGGGAAGAUUACAUUGCUUUCGUUCAACAGAGCUACGUUGUAAAUCCAGAUGCGCAGUUAGGCAGCCCCCUUUACAUUGUUCAGCGAGCUACCGCACAUUGCCCUUGGUCGGGAAGCUUAUGGGCGCGCUACAUCCUUCUUGCUGAAACGCAAAACUUGGAUUUUUCUUCGAUUGAAGAUAUAAAGCAUGCUGCGACGAGUACUGGCGUAUUGGAUCGUGACGGGACAAUGGACGAAGUGAUUGAGGUCUACACAGCUUGGUGUGGCUAUCUCAGGCGUAAUACGAUCGAUAAACCUUUAGAAGACGAAGCUUUUGAUGUGGCAGACGCCGGUCUGCCUGGUUCACUCGAGGCCGUUCAAGACUGGGGUCGAAGGCUCUACAAAAGAGAAUACACGGAUCCUUCGUUCAAAAUCGAAAGGAUAAUGAUUCAGUACCUCACUCAGAAAGGAUCAAUUGAGGAAGCUCGUGAGUUUUGGAAAAGACUCGUGAAUACUCAUCAGAAAAGUUAUGUUUUUUGGCAACAGUAUUACUCAUGGGAAAUGACAGUCCGAUAUCUUAAUAAAUCAUCCAACUUACCCUCUAUGGUCUUGUCUCGAGCUUUACGUACGAAAGAUCUAGACUGGCCGGAAGCGAUCAUGGAACUUUACAUUUCACAUUGCAAUAAUUAUGAAGAUGCACAUACUUUAUUAGGAGCAAAAGAUCUAGUCCGCAGGCAAUUUCAACUAGUUACCAAGCGCAGGGAAAAGUUAGCCAUUGAGCAAGCAGAAUUAUAUGCUCAGCAACAGCAACAAAUCGUUAGCCCGGAAGCGACAGAUGAAGAUUCUCCUGGAAAUUCAAAGAGGAAGCGUGAGCCAACCUCAGAAGAUACCACUGAUAGUAAUACCCACAAGAAGAUAAAAAAUGAGCAAUCGACAGCUGAUGCAGAGGCUUUACGACAACAGCAUUUGACAAGGGAUCGCGAGAAUACUACCGUAAUAGUCACCAAUCUACCUCACGAGGUCACCCAAACCAAAGUGAGACAGUACUUCAAAGAAUAUGGUCACAUCAAUAGCUUGACGCUCAAGACCGAAGCGGACAAGCUUUCCUCUACCUGUUUGAUCGAAUUCCGUUCCAAUGACGACGUCCAAUCGGCUUUCCUCCGUGAUGGAAAAUUCUUUGGUGAGAAUCAAAUCAAAGUAGAGUCUGGUACUGGUUUGACUCUUUAUGUCACUAAUUAUCCACCUACUGCUGAUGAAAAUUAUAUGCAUACCCUUUUCAAGGAUUGUGGUGAAAUAUUCAGUAUCCGAUGGCCAAGUCUCAAAUUCAACACACAUCGUCGAUUUUGCUACAUUACCUUUCGUAAAGCUGAAGCUGCUUCGGCAGCCACUCAGCUCGAUGGAAAGUUGUUAGAAAACAAAUUCAAACUCGUAGCAAAAUAUUCCGACCCAGCUGCAAAAAAGCAACGAGAGGGUGCCACCGCAGAAGGUCGAGAGCUACACAUAACUAGUCUCGAUUCGAGCUUGAAAGAGGAUGAUUUGAAGCAGGUCUUUGGAAAGUAUGGCAAGGUUGAAUCUGUCAGAAUCUUGAGAACAUUCAAAGGGGAGAGCAAGGGUGCAGGAUUCAUCGUUUUUGAGAAAAAGGACGAAGCUACUGCCGCACUUGAAUUGGAUAAAACCAAGCUGAAAUCCUCCAUUCUUCAUGUCGAAUUGACGCAAGCAAGAAACUACAAACCUAUCGCAACUAGUAGAGAAAAGGGGGCUUCAGCAUCUCCAGCUCCAGACGAUGAUGGAGAUACUAUGAUGUCUCCUGCUUCUACUACUGACAAUCCUCACAAGAAUCAACAUGCUUUACAUCAACCAUCAGAAGGUGGCAAUCGAACGAUUACCUUGCUCAAUGUCCCUGAUACGGUGAAUGAUGCAAGAAUCCGUGCAAUUGCAGAGCCAUUUGGAAAUAUCAUCAAAGUUGUACUUCGUCCAGACCAUCAAGGUGCAAUCGUCGAGUUCGAGGAUGUUAAUUCUGCAGGUAAAGCAUCUCUCGGUCUUGAAAAUCACGAGAUAGCACCAGGUCGCAGAUUGAGAACAGGAGGAAUGAAAGAUCUUUUCGCACAGUCGAGUGAGGUUAAAAGUGAUCGCAUUGUGGUUGGACAAAAUGGUAAGAAGGAAAAGGAGAAAGCGGGUGCGAGUACAGGGACAGGAGCAGGGACAAGCACGAGUAAUUUCAUGCAACCCAGUGUACCGAUCAGAAGACCAGGUGGGGGAAGGGGUGGAUUGGGACAAAAAAGAGGAUUGGGAUUCUCGGGCGGGAAAAAGCCAGCGCCAGUGCCGGCACCAGAUACGGGUUCGGAUACUAAUGCAAAACCAAAAAGUAAUGCGGAUUUCAAGAAAAUGUUUUUGAGUGGUGGAAAGGAAUGA